UAUCAAAGCGAGUUCUAUUGAUUUCUUUCCACCGGGCUCAUAUUGAACGCGGCUAGACUGCAUCAUCGGCAACAUGGAUAGCAACCAGAAGAAGAACGACAGCCGAUCGAGCGAUUGGACCAUUCCAAAGAAAAAAUCGAGUUCUUCGUCUUUGGAUGGAUCCAUUCCUCGUCGUAAAUCUGAAAGCAUUAGCAAUAAUUCUUCACACCAGCAAUCAAUUACUAUCCCUCGCAAACCAAAGCAUUCGGUGACUUCGGGCAAUGGGUUCGGUUCUUCGUCUUCGAUAGGUUCGACCAUUCCUCGAAAGAGAUCCCUAACUGAUGCCAUCCCGAGACGCAACUCUGGAAAGUCGUCUUCUGUGGGAUCUAGUAGACCCUCCAUAAACGGGUCCAUUCCUAGAAAAGGUUCGGCGUCUUCGCUGUACUCUAAUGCUCAUGCCUAUGGUCAUAGUCGCAACGCCAAUGGCCAUUCUACAGAUCGAGAUUUUCACCGCAGUCAUUCGGGUCAAAACAAACGAUUAUCCUUCAAGAUACCAUCGCAGCUUCGUGAAGACAAAGCAAAGGCGUCCUCAAAACGAUCAAGCUAUAAUGAACCAUUUCGAUCUCAAGCAUCCUCUCAUCUACCCUCCCCCAAGGAUCAACCCUUGCCAAAUAUUGUGUCGGAACGUCCCUUUAUUAUUUCGGUUGAUCUCAGCGGUGUUGACAUGAACAAUGGGGGAAUCCCUCGAGCUCCGGAAAUACUUCCUGACGCUGCCCCUAAACGAGAGCGGAAACAAACGCAAACUAUUGAGUACAAGGAAUUUGACGACACCAGUUCCGAAGGGGAGUUGACCGAUUCCGAGGACGACGAUUACGGAAAGAACAAGAAGAAGAAAAGGAUAGUUUCCAAGAAGGCGAAAAAGCCCUCCUCAUCUGCAAAGGCUUCAACUUCUACCAAUUUAAAGUUCGCCGCAGAAAAAUUCGCUGCCAUUACCGCCUCUGGUGUUUCUGCGUAUCAACAAACUCCGUAUUUGGGCCCCUCCGUGACCAAUGUCGGCACUCUUCCUGCCACUACAUGGUUGGAACUGGGCAACAAUUCCUUCGAAUCUCCUCCAACAGGAGCGCUACCAUCUUUAUGGUACUCGAGAGAGGUWUUUGCUAACAUCUAUGUUGUCGAGAAAAUCUUGACUUGGAGAAGACGGAAGGUAACAAGGCUAGAGUGGGAUCCGGCUUCUUACUCCGACGAUACAAAACCCCCCAUGCCCCCCGUGCUAGACACAACCGAGGCAGCCAAGCUUUCCGAAAUUGCUCGAUCGUCUCCGCUUAUUUGGCGUGAUCCCAAAAAACGGAACGAAAUCUCUCGCAUUGCACAGGAGCAAUGUCCGAUUGUCAUGGCUAUGGCGGUGCAAGCUCAACACGCAGAGGGGAAACAUCUAAUUGGGGGAGCGACACAAACCGAAGAAUUGCAGGAGCAAGAUUUUACGACAACAACGAAUGCUUCAAUCAAACCGACAUAUCGGAUAAAAGCUACGCCGCACACAGGUGCAACMGAACGAGAAGAAGUUUAUCUGAUAAAAUGGCGAGGAAAGUCAUACUUACAUAACAGCUGGGAGCGAGGAUCAGAUAUUAUUCGAACGGAUCCAACCAACAAUACUGCACGAAGCAAGAUAAGAAAAUAUAAUCAGGCACAAGAGAUAGCACUAGGAAUCCAUUGGAAGAAAGUCAUAGAAGAAGAGCGGAAAGCUAGUAAUGCAACUGCUCUUCAUGAUCCUGUACCAGCAACAAAUGUCGACACUGAAGGCAAAAUGGAUACUCCUCAAGAAGAACCUGACGAGGAGUUCUACCCUCCUGCAAACACCGAAGUUGAACGCAUUUUAGCGUGUGAUGAAUCCGAGAUGGAUCUAUCUUUGUACGCAAAGCAACGGGCAUUAAAUAUUCUCGAUGAUCAGGAACAGAUGAAACAAAAGGAGAGCGGAACAACAAAGCUUUGGAACUCAAAAGAAGGUUUGAAGGAGAUUUUAACAGAAAUCCCGUGGGAUCCGGAGGACAAUGUUCGUUAUGUUGUAAAAUGGAAAGGCCUGCCAUUUGCCGAAAUCACAUGGGAAUACUGGAAAGAUAUAAAGACCGAUGCAACAGACGAAGCCGAAGACUUUUGGAUACGACAGCAACCACCAGACGAAGAGACUCUGGCUAGAAAUUCUCAGCCACACCCUCAUAUGCAGGACUUUCAAAAAAUCAAAGAGUCGCCUCCUUUCGGCAUUUCCAAACGAAAACGACUCGUUGCAGAUUCCAUUAAUGGUCAGCUUGUGCCGAAAGAUGUGGAAGACGAACGAGAACCAUUCCGUCUUCGUAAUUAUCAACUGGAGGGUGUCAAUUGGUUGCUUUUCAACUGGUGGAAUCGCCGAUCAUGUAUUCUCGCGGAUGAGAUGGGACUCGGAAAGACAAUUCAAUCCGUUGGAUUAAUCAAGCUUCUCCAAGACACACCGAAUACUGGCGUACGAGGGCCUUUUUUGGUAGUGGCACCAUUAUCUCUCAUCGGGCAAUGGCAGUCCGAGAUGAAAAGCUGGGCGCCAGACUUACACAUUGUUUUGUAUCAUGGAUCAGCAGAUGCGAGGGACUUUCUAGUGAAAAAUGAUUUCUUCUUCACUGAUCAGUUUGUGYCAAAGGCCACUGCAACAAAACUCCGAAAGCAACAUGUGACAAAGUUCCAUAUUCUGAUCACUACUUACGAAGUCGUCUUGAAGGAUGUUGACGUGUUCACAAAAAUUAAGUGGAAAGCACUGAUUGUCGAUGAAGCUCAUCGGUUGAAAAACUCUAGCUCCAAACUCUUUGAAGAGUUGACAUCGGUUCCUCGUGACUAYUGUUUAUUGCUCACUGGUACACCAUUGGCAAACGCUACUGAGGAGCUUUGGGCAUUGUUGAAAUUUGCGAAUGGUUCUGUUUUCGAUUCAAAGGACGACUUUUUGGAAAAGUUUGGACAACUGACCGAUUCGGGACAGGUCGAUCAGCUCCAUGCAGUUCUAAAACCAUACCUGCUAAGACGAGUGAAAGAAGAUGUCGAAAAGUCUAUGCCUCCCAAAACAGAAACAAUACUCGAGGUCAGUCUUACUCCGAGUCAGAAGAAAUUUUACAAAGCUAUUUAUGAACGAAACACCACCUUUUUGUUCAAGGGCGCCAAGCCUAAGAAUCAACCUAGUUUGAUGAAUGUAAUGAUGGAGCUGAGAAAAUGCUGUAAUCAUCCAUUUUUGAUUCGCGGAGCGGAGGAAAAACUUCUUCUUGAAGCUACGCAACAAAUCAGGGCAAAUGAUCCAGUUGCGGAGCUAAAUCACUUACAAAUUUUCCACGACCAGCUCGUCAAGUCGUCUGGAAAGAUGGUCUUGAUUCAUAAAGUAAGUUUUGCGGUCUGUAUUCCGCUUGUCCCUUGUUGACAAUACAACACAUUUCAAUCUGAUGAAAUUGUAACCAAUUGCCCACUUCCUGCUUUCCUUAGUUACUUCCGAAAUUAUAUGCAAACGGUCACAAAGUGCUAAUCUUCAGUCAAAUGGUCCGCGUGCUAGAUCUGUUGGAAGAAUUGCUCAAAAUGAUGCGUUAUAAAUACGAGAGGCUAGAUGGCUCAACUCGUUCCUCGACUAGAGCAGCAGCUGUAGAUAGAUUCAUUCGAAAAUCCUGUCAGCGUUUCGUUAUGCUAUUGAGUACCAGGGUAAGUUUUCUCUGUGAUGCUGCUUCGUCAACUACACACCAAGAUAUGUUUGAUCUCUUCUCAUUCGCUUCGAUAUCGAUAUAGGCUGGAGGAUUAGGAUUAAAUUUAACAGCUGCGGACAUUGUAAUAAUUUUUGAUAGCGACUGGAAUCCUCAAAACGACCUGCAGGCGAUGGCAAGAGCCCAUCGUAUUGGUCAGACAAAAGCUGUUAGAGUUUACAGAUUGCUUACUGCAAAGACAUACGAAAUGCACAUGUUUCAUAGUGCGAGUAUGAAAUUAGGGCUAGAGCAAGCUGUGUUAUCCCAGCAACGUGAUCAGGGAGGAGAGGGAACGGAUGGGAAAAAGUCGAAGUCGAAAAGUGAGAGGGAAGCACAAGCGAAAAAAAUUGAUCAGCUUCUGAAAAAGGGCGCGUACGACGUUUUUCGAGACGACGAUGACGAAGAAGCGAAAAAGUUCAUGGAAACUGAUAUUGACCAAUUGAUGGAGAGCUCUGCGAAGGAUGUCACUUAUGGAAACCAACAAAGUAAACUUAGCAGUGGUUUGGGCUCCUUCAGCAAAGCCAGCUUUGUUACCGAUACUGGGGACGGUGAAAAAGAUGUCGAUUUAGACGACCCAGACUUUUGGUCAAAAGCGGUAGGCCUUGAACAACCAACUGAGACACCCGAGGAAAUCAGCCAUAUGAUUGAUGACGGGGUAAAGAGAUCGCGAAAGCAAGUCGAGCAAUUCGACCCUUACGCUGAUGUUAGGGAAGAAGAAAGAAUUAAGCAAGAGAAGAUUGACAUAAAAAUGAAAGCUGAUAAGGAUGAAAAGGAAAGACAGAGGGAAGAAAAAAGGGCAAAGAAAUUAGAAAAGAGCAAGAAACGGAAGUCGCGUGAGGAAAAAGAAGCCGAUGAGCUCCGUAAUAAAGAGGCAAGAACGUUACCACCUCCACCGAAUACUUUAAAGAAAAGGAAAAAAUUAAAAACUGGUAAAGCCGGAGAAAUUGGCGAAACGAAGAAGACGAAAUCUUUGUUGAAGAAARCCGGAAACAAGAAAGCCCUUCCAAUCACGAAAAAAGAAUCUACCCUCAUGAGUCAACCUUCGCAAAAGAAGUCGAAGAGAAGUCUCGAACGCAAAAGAGCUCUUCGGAAAGCAGAGAAUGAAAACCCAAUGAUUGAAAAUCUGAAGCAAGGAUGGGAAAUAUCGCACAGGAACCGUGCCGUAGCGGCAUGCAUUAGAUUUGGGUUUUCCCGGUUUUCAAAACUAAGGCAUGAAUCUAAUCUACAGUGUUUGCCUGUACAGGAUAUCGAGAUUUUUGUCCGCCAAUGUAAGUUUCACCGGAAUUCUGUUUGCAUAAAAAAUAAGAGUAGCUCGUAACUGACCAUAUCUGCCUUUUGCUGAUUUCGAUAGUCGUAUACCAACAGUCUCUUCAAUUGGCAGUUAUCUUUUUGCAGAAAUUAAGCGAUGACCCAGAUGGUCUAAUUGACGAAAAUCUCAAGACCAAUUUACAGGAGUAUCUUGGUCCGUCAAGCUCUGAUGAACUUCAGUGGUUAAGUGACUGUCUCAUUCGAGGAAUCYGGGACUUUCUAGAAGUAGAGAAACAGCGUAGAUUCUUGCGACUUCCGUUGGUUUUAGCUGAGCAGAACUAUGUCGCAGAUUUGCGAAGAGGUGCAGCACUGCGGUCGUUAAGGAGAGUAUUCAUGGCGUGCCGAGUUGAAAGGGUAAUAGGCAGCUGCGUGGAUGCCAUAAUAUCCRGUAAGUAUUUUAGCUUGAUUCCGUGUUGUCUCAUCUUGAAUUACUCUCACAUGACUUUUCAUGAAUCUAUGUAUCAGAACUUGGGUAUGAACAGCUUGCGCAAAGGGGUUGCCAGACAAGCAAUAUGGCAACAUUGGAUACUGAUUUAAAGACGAGGCUUGUGAGCACAGAGGAACUAACGUUAUCAAUAAAUCUACUUUUCACUCAAGUCAAUCAUAAACCUCCGGCCGCUUGGUGGGACCGAUCAUGUGACAUUGCAUUACUUCUUGGAACAUUUGUUCAUGGCCUUGGAAACUACGAGGCUAUGCUGCACGACGAAACAUUGCCUUUCACAUUCAAAAUACGCAAGCAUUCAAUUUCUGACAGCUUGUGCUGUGAUGCGCACAAACGAUUUGCAAAAGCAACAUCAGCUGCAAAACAAGUGUGCGACGACGCACUCGAAAAAUCCAAGUUGAAGGCUCAGAAAGAGGUUCAAAAAGCCGUUGCUGCAGCAGCAGCGGCGGCACUGAAACGAGAGAAGGAGGCAGCGGCACUUAGGGAAGGUGGGGAUGCUGCAGAUGCGGUCAUCAACAAUAUGGGCGAACAGCCAUUGGAUCACUUGUAUGAGUUCCAAGAAGGGAAGGAUGAUCAUUUUAUAACACUGCCAAGAGUGAAGGAAGCAAUUGUAUCUUCGAUUCGGUCUGUAUCGUUGGGUUCAGAUUUGGAUUCUAAAGUAAAUUGUUCCGGAAAGAAAGAAGCGAAAGGAAUUGAGGAAAGCAAGGGAAGACGAAAGAGGAACUACUUUCACAGCUUGCCAAUGCCUGAUGCACGCGUGUUGGACUUCAGGUUGAAGUUGGUGUUAUUGGAAAUUGAGAAAUGCCAUUCAGAAAGCAGAAAAUGUGAUGAAUACAAAGAUGAGUUUACGACACCAAAGGUCUGGCCCACGUCUGGCACCGUCUUCGCAAAUCAAAGCAUGCGUGAUUUUUCUGCUCGCUUUUUACAAGAAAAGACCCUAAAGCAAAGUGCAGAUCAAGUAAUAGAAUACGCAGGAAUCGGUCUGAAUGGAACGCAAUGUGGUGUCACUCAUAGAACUGUUGACGACAGGGCAGACUACAGCAUCGGGGCGGCAAGUCCUGAUCUCUUUCAGGUAGCGCAUGGCCCAGAGUCUCCACGAUAUCUGAGAGCCUUGGGAGUUCCGAUGACUUUUGGAAGGUUCGGAAUGGUUGCUUUGGCCCAUGCCAAUGAUAAGUGUCUAAAUAGCUUACUGGCAAACGAGCGUAAGGAAAGUAAUGCCUCAAAUGAAACAAAAGGAGAAUUUAUGCAGAAUGGUUCAACAUCUACAUUUGAUCCUCCCAACAUGCCAGGACCAAUUGAAGCAACCUUGGUAGGCGAUAAGAAAGAAGAGCCGUCAAUCAAAGGGGAAGCCGAGGUUGCUCCUGGCACAGCUUUGACGAAUAAAUUGAUAUCCCAUCC
Molecule: messenger RNA, 6864 nt
Organism: Pseudo-nitzschia multistriata
Lineage: Eukaryota; Bacillariophyta; Bacillariophyceae; Bacillariales; Bacillariaceae
Source: the annotation of a GenBank genome assembly